Molecule: messenger RNA, 1100 nt
Organism: Tribolium castaneum (red flour beetle)
Lineage: Eukaryota; Metazoa; Arthropoda; Insecta; Coleoptera; Tenebrionidae
Gene: Dak1
Product: Cytidine/uridine monophosphate kinase 1
Exons: 4
Coding region: 153-791 (212 amino acids)
Biological process (GO): 'de novo' pyrimidine nucleobase biosynthetic process; UDP biosynthetic process; CDP biosynthetic process
Cellular component (GO): cytoplasm; nucleus
Molecular function (GO): UMP kinase activity; ATP binding
Source: RefSeq, a predicted model, not a curated record
CAAUAGUUUCAAAUUACGCGCGUUGGCGACGUGGCGCCAUGUCGCGGUGACAGGAUGCCAAGGCCGUUUUAUUGAUAUUUUUAUAUACUUUGUAACUUAUCGGAGGCUCCGUUAUUUAUAAAAACCAAUUGUACGAAAAAAGUUUUCGUUUUAUGGUAAGCAGUUUGCUCCGAGCUGGUAGAAGUCUCCUGAACAUGGCUAAACCCAAAGUGAUUUUUGUUUUGGGGGCUCCAGGUGCGGGAAAGGGGACGCAGUGCCAGAAAAUUGUCGAUAAUUUUGGGUACGUCCAUUUAUCAGCGGGCGAUUUGUUACGGGAGGAGAGGGCGAAGCCCGACUCCAAGUAUGGAGAGCUCAUUGAGACCUAUAUUCGGGAGGGUAAAAUAGUUCCGGUGGAGAUCACGUGUAGUCUCCUCGAAAAUGCGAUGAAAAAGUCUGGGAAAGAGAAGUUCCUGAUUGAUGGAUUUCCCCGAAACCAAAAUAAUCUAGACGGUUGGAAUAAAACCCUCGCCGAUAAUGUGAAAUUGUUGUUUGUUUUAUUCUUCGAUUGUCCGAAGGAGGUUUGUGUUGACAGGUGUUUGGGACGUGGCGCUGCGGGCAGUGGCCGCUCUGAUGAUAAUAUGCAAAGUUUAGAAAAACGGUUUAAUACUUUUACUCAAGAAACUCAACCUAUUGUUAAAUAUUACGAGGAGAGAGGAUUGGUUAGAAACAUCGACGCUACUAAGGCCCCUGAGGACGUUUUCGGGCGGGUUAAGGAGGUGUUCACUGAAGUCGAAGCAGGCGGCGACUUUUAAGACCAAAAAAGUGGGGUUACGUUUUGGGUAUUAAUAAGGUAGAUGAACAUUCCUCAAUCUUCACUUGAUUUGCAUUUAGUCUAGUCAGGGGCUCAUCGUUUUAAUUAAUUCUCCUUAAUAGCCGUGUACUGUACCUAAAGUACUUAAUUGUAAUUGUUACCUGUAGAACUCAAAGCAUUGCCCUUGCACACGUGGGUCAUACAAGGCAAUAAAAUUCAUUACUAGGCGACAGUAUUGCUCAACAGACUAAGUGUAUAAUAUGUGUCAUGUGCCCUAUUGCCUUGGAAGUGAAAUAAAUUUUUAUUGAAA